Molecule: messenger RNA, 807 nt
Organism: Acanthoscelides obtectus
Lineage: Eukaryota; Metazoa; Arthropoda; Insecta; Coleoptera; Chrysomelidae
Source: the annotation of a GenBank genome assembly
AAAGGGAAGUCGAGCUCUAUGAGUUUAUUGGCUAGUCUUACCUUGGCUUAGACCUUUUGUAGCUUGUUUGUCAAUUGUCAACGUCAUUCAACCUAUCACGCGUCAAAUGCCAAAGUCAUGUGUUUUGCUUUCAUAUUCUUGGUCAGGUGAUUUUUCAAGUUUUCCACCCUUUUGUCUUAUAUUUUGAAAAUAAGAAUUAAAUCAACAUGGCUUUACAUUCAGCACAAAAAGGCAAACUGAUAUCUGUUAUUGGAGAUGAGGACACCUGUGUCGGAUUUCUCUUGGGCGGAAUAGGUGAAAUCAAUAAAAACAGACACCCUAAUUUCAUGGUAGUUGAUAAAAAUACGGCAGUAAGCGAGAUAGAAGAGUGCUUUAAAAAAUUCGUAAAGAGGGACGAUAUUGAUAUUAUUUUGAUCAACCAGAACGUUGCAGAAAUUAUUCGACACGUUAUAGACAGUCACAAUGCUCCAAUACCUGCAGUUUUGGAGAUUCCUUCAAAAGAUCAUCCUUAUGAUGCCAGCAAGGAUUCUAUCUUGAGACGUGCAAAGGGUAUGUUCAAUGCAGAUGACCUUAUUUAAACAGCAAGAAUUUGGGAUAUAUUUCAGUAUUUUAUAUCGACUAAAUGUUGUUAAUUGUCUUAGAUGUCAAUGUCCAAAUGUAUUAUUAAUCCUGAUUAUUUUAUGCAUUCCUUUUGGAAUAUGUAAUUAUGGUUCGUAAAAAAUGUAGAAACAUUUAUGCAAUGGUUAGAUAUGAAAUUGUUCUAUGAUUUAGUUUAGUUAAAUGAACUAUAAAAUUGUUUGAAAAAUU